AUGGAGCCGGGAUUCAACUGCUCUGAGCUCUGCGAUGGCAGGUCCAGUGUUGGCAGCCAGGAGCAGCAGCGCACACUGCAGGAGCUCUGCACUGUAACAGUGACCUCUUUUGACCACAGUGGGAAGAGCUCCCCAUCCUUCUCUGUUGGUCUCCUGGGAGUUGUGUGGACAUUCCUGACUGGAGGAGUCCUGCUAGCACUCUUCUUUCUCAUCUUCACAAUUCGCUUCAGGAAAAACAGGAUCGUGAAGAUGUCUAGCCCUAAUCUCAACAUUGUGACCCUGCUGGGCAGUGGCUUGACUUACACAAGUGCUUACCUCUUUGGGAUUCAGGAGCAGAGCCUGCCAUCUGGAGACUCGGUGGAAAAGCUUAUUCAGAUGCGGCUCUGUCUGCUGUGUGUGGGGACCUCCCUGGUGUUUGGCCCUGUCCUGGGGAAAAGCUGGCGGCUCUACAAGGUGUUCACCCAGAGGGUGCCAGACAAGCGAGUGAUCAUUAAAGACCUCCAGUUGCUGGCGAUGGUGGCAGCGCUGGUGCUGGCAGAUGCUGUGUUGCUCCUGACGUGGGUGUUCUCUGAUCCAGUCCAGUGCUUCCGAAGCCUCAGCGUCUCCCUGCGGGCGACAGAGAAAGGCAUGACCUGCUCAGUGAGCCGGGUGCAGUCCUGUGCAUCACUCUAUUCCGAUCUUUGGCUCAUUCUCAUUUUAGGCUUUAAGAGUAUCCUCCUGCUAUAUGGGACCUACUUGGCCGGUCUGACCGACAACAUCAGCUCCUCACCAGUCAACCAGUCCUUGACACUCAUUGUUGGAGUUAACCUCGUUUUCCUGGCUGCUGGCACUAUCUGCUUAGUUCACCGUUUCUUCCGUACUUGGCACAAUUUGCUGUUUGGUUUUACCUCUGGAGGCAUCUUCGUGUGUACAACCACGAUCAACUGCUUCAUCUUUAUCCCCCAGCUCAAGCAGUGGAAAGCCUUUGAAGAAGAAAGCCAAACCGUGAGCCACAUGGCGAAAUAUUUCACCAGCCCGAGCAGGAGCUGUCGCUCAGUGUACAGCGAGGAGCAGCUCUACCAGCUGAUAGGGGAGAAAAACUCCAUGAAGCGGCUGCUCACCGAGAAAAACGCCGUGAUCGAAAGCCUGCAGGAGCAAGUGAGCAGUGCCAAGGAGAAGCUGAUGAGGCUGAUGUCUGCAGAGAGUGGCUCUGACCCCCGGGACAGCACUGAAGGUGACCUGAAAGACGUCCAGGAGUGUGAGACACCUGCAGGGCAGGGGCAGCCUCUGGAGCAGCUGCCAGGCCAGGCCAACUCAGCUGGUGUAGCCUGGGAGUCAGCCCACAAAGUCAGCUAUGUGAGCAGUGAGAAGCUGCGGGAAAUAUUGCAAGAGCUAAGCUUGGAUGGCAGAAACUACAGCUCGGCCUCACCUAUGGGACCCCGACUGGGCAGCCGAGGCACCCCAGGGGAGCAGGGAGAAACGUGGCAGGGCAAGGAGGACUACCCAGGCAUCCACACCCCCCUCAGCCCCUACCUGGCGAGGCGACGCCGGAGGAUCCUGUUGCCCCCUGCCUCCACCAACUUCCCUGGACAUGAGCAGCGGUGGUGGCAGGGCCCAAGGGGACCUGCUGAGCCCUCCCUGCGCUCACUGUACUAUUACCCAGACUCUGACUCCAGCAGCAGCAGCUCCUCUGAGGAGAUGUUUCACGGGUGCCAUCGACCCUGCUGUGAGGUUUGCUUCCAGAGCCCACGUGGCUCCCUGGGCAGCAGCAGCACAGACACGGACACAGAGCCCA
Acanthisitta chloris (rifleman) is the source of this 1774-nucleotide messenger RNA. RefSeq names its product G protein-coupled receptor 156 (gene GPR156). Lineage: Eukaryota; Metazoa; Chordata; Aves; Passeriformes; Acanthisittidae. The transcript is spliced from 11 exons. The record is from RefSeq and is a predicted model, not a curated record. Gene Ontology annotation, molecular function: G protein-coupled GABA receptor activity. Gene Ontology annotation, cellular component: G protein-coupled receptor heterodimeric complex; membrane. Gene Ontology annotation, biological process: G protein-coupled receptor signaling pathway; gamma-aminobutyric acid signaling pathway. The annotation marks the transcript as partial.